GUCAAGAAUUCGGCGGGCCUAUACGAUAGGCAGAGCAGUGGAUGUUGACGCCAUUGUCCAUGACGUGACGAGUAGAUCUGGACGGCAACAAGGGCGGUAGCUGAUUGUCAGUCGCAAACUUGACAAAGAAAUUGUACAGAAGUUAGCCACGGUUUGGACGACGAGCAAAGGCAGGACAAUGGCAGGAAAGUUCGCAGUCAAGAAUGUUUGCAUAGUUGGAGCAGGGCCCUCCGGUGUGGCAGCUGCCAAAUAUUUGGUGGCCGAGAAAGCCUUUGAACGGAUUGAUGUUUACGAGCAGCGAUCAAGAGUAGGAGGCGUCUGGGACUACUCGCCCGAAGACAAGACGCCCACGCCCGAUGACCUCCCUGUACCAUCAGUGAGCCCUCACACUGGUCUCGCCAAAGCGAAAUGGCUGCAGUCAGGCACCAGAAAAGCUCUCGGCAGCCGUAUCGAAGAGGACUCGCUAUUUCUCAGCCCGCUGUAUGACCGCCUGGAGACGAAUAUUCCGCGCACGUUGAUGGGCUACUCUGACUUUGACUGGCCGCAAGACUCGCAACUCUUCCCCAAGCACGAGACCGUCACACAAUACCUCGAAGACUACGCCGCCGAGAUCAAGCACCUCAUCCACUUCAACACUCAAGUCCUGGACAUCAGCCUGGCAGGCACAAAGGAACAUGGCCAAGAUAUAUGGUCUGUCAAGACGCAAAAAGUACAGCACAACUCCCCGGCAGAAGUAGUAGAGACAAAGUACGAUGCCAUCGUCGUCGCCAAUGGCCACUUCGCUGUGCCUUUCAUUCCUCAGAUCAAGGGCAUCAAGGAGUGGGCUGACCACUAUCCAAACGCCAUCUCACACUCCAUGUACUACAAGAAGCCCGAGGACUACACAAAUCUCAAGACAAUCAUCGUCGGCAGUGGAGCCUCGGGCAUUGACAUUGCCAUGCAGAUAAUGCAGCUUUGCAAACAUCCUUUGCUACAGUCUCAGAAGUCAAAGUCAUUCUUGCUGUCCGACCCCUCACCAAAGAAACAGGAACGCGACGAGAUUGUCGAAUUCCUCAUUCAGGACAGAGCUGUACGCUUCGCUGAUGGCAGCGUGGAGAAGGACAUCGACUCGAUCCUCUUCUGUACCGGCUACUUCUACUCUUUCCCCUUCCUAAACAACAUGGACCCACCGCUCGUUACCAGUGGCACCCAUGUCCAGAAUCUAUAUCAGCAUCUGAUCUGCCGCCCGCAUCCCACUCUCUGCUUCCCCACCUUGCAGCAGCGUGUCAUACCUUUUCCCAUGGCAGAGUCACAAAGCGCCGUUAUUGCUCGUCUAUGGAACAACCGCAUCUCUCUGCCCUCGGCCAAUGAUAUGGAGGCCUGGGAGAACAACUUGCUCAGAGAGACAGAUGGCGGUAAGAGGGACUUCCACCUGCUCUUGUUCCCAAAGGACGCAAACUACAUCAACGCCAUGUACGAUUGGUCAAUGUCAGCGUCCGACGCAAAGACAAAAGGCAAGCAACCACCGAGGUGGGGUGAGAAGGAAUACUGGAUGCGUGAAAAAUUUCCGGAGAUCAAGAAGGCUUUCCAGGACCGAGGCGAAGGUAGAUACCAAGUUAGGACUUUGGAAGAGUUGGGGUUCGACUUUGAGAAGUACAAGAAAGAAAAGCCUGCAGAGCAGAGAAGUUCCUUGUAAUACAUUGUCACACUAAUCAAAGCAUAGAUAGAUCCACUGAACUUCGAUAUGAACACAGAACAAA
This is a messenger RNA of Aureobasidium subglaciale EXF-2481, 1739 nucleotides long. RefSeq lists its product as uncharacterized. Bases 179 to 1675 code for a protein of 498 amino acids. Gene Ontology annotation, molecular function: N,N-dimethylaniline monooxygenase activity; NADP binding; flavin adenine dinucleotide binding. The transcript has 3 exons. NCBI's taxonomy places the organism in Eukaryota, Fungi, Ascomycota, Dothideomycetes, Dothideales, Saccotheciaceae. The record is from RefSeq and is a predicted model, not a curated record.